AACAACAUGGCGACCAAAAUAGAUCUUGGGCAUGAUAUGCCGGAAGCUAAAGUUGAUCAUUUGCCACCAUCAGGCCCAAAGUAUAACAAUGAAUAUCAAAAGGAAUUUCAUUACCGAGGGAAGCUAUUCUGUUCAACAGCUAAUCGACUCAGAAAUCUGUGUCAACAACCAAGAAGGGAUGCUUUCACUGAAUCCUUUAUGAGGGAUGAAGACAUAAUAUCAGAUGAACUAUCCAGUAGAUCGGUUUAUAGACCACAAACCUCCUCAAAACCUAGCAGGCCUCGUAGGAUACAGAGCGCCAAGGGCAGACUAGAGAAGCGACAAGACUGUGAAGAGACAGAUUCACCAUGUUUAGAAAAGUCUGGAAGUCAAGUAUCGGUAGUCGACAUGAACCUAAAUGUACACAUUCCAAAAAAAACUAAACCAAAGCGUCCACAAAGUGCUUCGUUUGUAAGUCCCCCCAAAAGUGACAGAUCUGGACCAUCUUCAACAUGUUCCAGUAGACCUUGUUCUGCUAAAUCAGCCCUUGGUCAACAGGUCUCAGGAGAAACUGUCGACAAUGAUGGAGUCAAGCCUUCAGUGUUUGGGUUGAAGUUUAAGAGACAGGUGUUUGGUAGUGACCCAGGUAUUUUCUCCAGUACUGAAGAUCUGACGAGCAAAGGUUUUCCAUACGUACUGUCCGGUGACAGUGGCAAGACGAACAAGGAUCCUGAUAAAAACAUCAGGUCCAUGCCUGCGUGUUUAGAGCCACUGAGGCCCUGGCUGAAUACAAAUAUAUCGAAAGAUGUGAUUGGUGUGGACCCAGCAACUUGUCUGGUAUUUCUUGCGGGCUGUUUUGACGAUCUCCCAGAAGUACCACCACCCCAGGGUGCUGAGGAUGUACUGGCUUGUCAUGGUCAACUCCCACUGGAAAACCCUGCGCCGCAUAAGAAAUACAGUCAUCCUUUUUACAACAGGAAACUGCCUGCAGAGUGGGAGUGUAAUCACAGAUGUCGACUGCUCACGAAGAUCUGUACUGAAGAUGGCACUGUUCUACAUGUGAGGUACGAAGGCAGCAGAACAGCUGAUGUUGUCAGAAAGGAAGUUCAAGAACUGGAAAAUCUCCUGCUUGGAAUUGGCAGCUAUGACAGUGAGUGCAUGAUGGUGCAGUACCAGGCCGACAUCACCCGACUGAGAGAAAUGGUGGACACCACUCUUUCAAAGGUCCCAGAUAGGAUCAAGAAUCCACCGGAACCACCCGACACGUUUGGGUUACGGAAGUUUUGUAAGGAGCAUGACAAGAUUGUACAGCAGAUCAAAGACCAGCAUAGACUCUGUAUACAGGAGCUUGCCAUGCUGGAGAGUGGCAUGGAUCUAGAGGAGACUCAGAAAUAUUUCUCAAACCAUGGUCUCUAUGUCCAAGUUCCCUCCUGAUCUGAUACAGCUUGUGGCCUUUCACCCUGAUGUUGGAAAUUGCAGAGAUGUUGCAUGUCACAACACAAAACAAAGAUCUCAGCGCUUUAAUCACAACUUGUACCCUUCUCACCAUGUUGGAACUUAAAGGAGUGAUACAUCUUUUUACAAACGUUAAUCUAAGCAUUUGUAGUUGCUGGUCCACCUGGUCACCAUGGUGGAACGUGAAGUGGUAUGUCAUGGAGUGGAGUGGUAUGUCAUGGAGUGGAGUGGUAUGUCAUGGAGUGUAGUGGUAUGUCAUGGAGUGGAGAGGUAUGUCAUGGAGUGUAGUGGUAUGUCAUGGGGCAGAGCAGUAUGUCAUGAACAGGAGUGGUGUGUCAGGGGGGGAGAGGUAUGUCAUGAAGUGGAGUGGUAUGUCAUGGGGAGGGGAGAGGAGAGGUAUGUCAUGGAGUGGGGUAGAGCAGUAUGUCAUGAAGUUGAGUGGUAUGUCAUGGGGAGGGGAGAGGAGAGGUAUGUCAUGGAGUGGAACGGUGUUUCAUGGAGAGGAGUGGUAUGUCCUGAAUUUGAGUUGUGUGUCAUGGAGAGGAGUGGUAUGUCAUUGAGUGGAGUGGUAUGUCAUGGAGUGGAACGGUGUGUCAUGAAGAGGAGUGGUAUGUCAUUGAGUGGAGUGGUAUGUCAUGGAGUGGAACGGUGUGUCAUGGAGAGGAGUGGUAUGUCAUUGAGUGGAGUGGUAUGUCAUGGAGUGGAACGGUGUGUCAUGGAGAGGAGUGGUAUGUCAUUGAGUGGAGUGGUAUGUCAUGGAGUGGAACGGUGUGUCAUGGAGAGGAGUGGUAUGUCCUGAAGUGGAGUGGUGUGUCAUAGAGAGGAGCGGUAUGUCAUUGAGUGGAGUGGUAUGUCAUGGAGUGGAACGGCGUGUCAUGGAGAGGAGUGGUAUGUCCUGAAGUGGAGUGGUGUGUCAUAGAGAGGAGCGGUAUGUCAUUGGGUGGCAUGAUUUGUCACUACACUAGUGCUGAUUGCAUGAUUUUGCACAAUUGAUACCCCAAGCUCCAUUGUAAUGUAGAUGUUGUUUCCUAGGUGUUAAUUUGAAGGUAGUUGAAGCAAAGAUUGCUUGUUUUGACAGUCAGGUCAAAUGAAUAAAGAAAUCUAAUUACCAGUUUAUUGGGACCUACUGUGGUUAAAUAACAUACAGUAAAUGUAAUGGAAUGGAGUGGUAUGUCAUGUUUGUUUGUUGUUCAUUGUGGAGCUUAGAAACAUUCAAGCUCUUAUUCCAUAACACACCAAACUGAUUACGUAUGUAUAUGACAUGUACAUAUAGAAAUAGUAUGGGCAUAUCCCAGUGUCACUAUCUAAAGUUGAUAAGUAUAGAACCAGGGAGUAGCCCCUCCAACAUUCAUUAUCCAACAGAGCAUAUGUUUCUGAAGGUCACCUGUGGCAACUGGUAUCCCACGUAAAGUCAGUUUCAAAAUAUCUUGUUACUCAUAUUUUUUUAAAUAUGACUGGGUAGUGAUGGAUUGUAUUUGUAUCCAACAAAGACAGUAAUGGAAAGAUGAGAUACCUUUUGUGUUGGUCCCAAAUGUUCUAGUUUCAGAGAUCAGGUCUCUGAGAGUUUCAUUAGAAUGUUAACUUAUUGAUUUUAUGGUGCUUGAAUAGUAAAGAGUGCUUAUUGCUUGUAGCUCAUGUUAUAUAUGAUAUUUGAUACAAAUGUUUUCUACUUGAUUUUUAGUAGAUGAAUACUCAGUGCAAACAGAAAUAUUUUGUAAUGAUUUUAUUUGAACCCUAUUUUGACAUGACUAUUUUAUACUGAAUUAUAGUCAUCAUCAUAAUGUCUACCUAUUCCAAAUGGGUGGAGCAUAUUAUGUUUGUUUUCAUGCUCUUGAUAUAUAAAUAUAGACAAUUGUGGAUUAGAUAGUCAGUAUGGCUGCUGAAUAUGAUUAGUACAUUCAGAUGGUUGAGGAAUAACAAGCUGUGUUACCUAGGCAACUAGCAAUUACAUACACCGCGAUGUUGGUUUGUCUUGUUCAGGUUGUUGGCGGAUGUUAUACAGCUGUAACAUUGGAGGUGUUCACACACACACACACAUUUAUUUUUUACUGGCGUUUGUCUUUUGGGCCAGCAUAAUUGUCCGACUUUGCUGUUCAGCCUAUCUAGUAUAUUGUCUGUUAUAUGAAAUACAUGAUUUUCAAUUUAAAUAAGAGUUUUAAAUCGAACAGGGAAUCCUACCAGUUGAGUAUCAAUGUAGUGAUUGUAUAUGUUACAACAUCAGCAAAUUAACAGCUGCAUAGUUUUCCCAAAGUAAAAAUAUAUAACCAAUGAAAUUGUCUAACUAAUGCUUUCCUAACAUUUGAUUGGAUAGAAAUACAAAAGUAUUUUAACUUAACAGAAAUCAUUGGUCCAUUGGUAGCUUUGGCAAUAAGAUCUGAUUUUAAUGAGAUCAAUCAGAAAUUGGUUUCUUCCUUUACAAUUAUUCCAAGGUCAAGUUAUUAACAAGAUAUUUGGGCAUGAGCAAUUAUAUCAACAAUAAUCAAUAAAUUGAUUUUCUAUACUUGAAACUUAUUUUCGAGGAGCAUACAUAAUUUUCUUAAUGUACUUUCAUGCCAACUGAAACAAAAUCAGCAAGUAGGUUAUUGAAACAAAAGUCAAUGCAAUUAAUUCUGAAUCCAAAUAAGAAAUAGAAAAAUACAAGUGCACAACAAAAUUACUUCACAAAGUGCAUUCACACAUGUAACAAACACACUGCUAUAUCACGUCAUGAAAAAUAGGAAAGAAUAUUAGUUAUUUAAAUUUGUGUUGCUACACUGAAGUACUUCAGAAAGAAAUAGGAAAUCUUGAGGCUGAUGAAGAUGUAUAACCUACAGCUGAGAGUAGCAUGGAUUCUUUAUUAACUGCUUUAGCUUGUACAGUUCUUGCCACUGCCAAAGAUGCAGAAAACCAGUCUAGUCAUGAGACAUAUAGUACCAUAGUUGCAUUACUGGUAGACUAGUUAUCACUUAGGAAUUGUUUGGUUGAAUAUUGGACACCAAAUAUGUUCUUGAUACCCACUUAGAUCAGGCCAUAAUAAAUUAAUUAUUCAAUAUAUUUUUCUCAAGUACUUAUGAACAUAAUAACAUUUGCAGUGUGUGUACUGAUUAACUACACUGUAUAUAUGUAGUCCUACCAACAUGCCUGCUUCAUGUGAAUCCCAUCAGUUAGCACUUGAUAUAUGCAGAUGCAUUGAAUAGUUGGUCUUUAAAAAAUAACAUACAAAAAUUAAAAGGCCUCCUGGCUUAUAUUUUUCAAGAUUGGGAUGAAAAUCGAAUAAUUUAUUCAUUGUGACGUUAUCAUAAACCGCCUGUAGUCCCUGAAUCCAUGUUUUUUACCUUAUUAUGUUUUACACAAGUUAGAUAUUAUAAAAGGGAAUCAGUUUAACUUUCUAUUGUUAUACAUCAUCCUUGAUGAAUAAACAUUGUGAAAAAUGA
Haliotis rufescens (red abalone) is the source of this 4847-nucleotide messenger RNA. RefSeq lists its product as uncharacterized. The coding region runs from base 7 to 1413 and encodes 468 amino acids. The record is from RefSeq and is a predicted model, not a curated record. NCBI's taxonomy places the organism in Eukaryota, Metazoa, Mollusca, Gastropoda, Lepetellida, Haliotidae. The transcript has 9 exons.